AUUAUGGGAACUGUGGCCCAGCUUUUCUCCAAAAGAUAUGACACUUCCUUUAAUCAUGCUUCUCCUUUUUUUUAAAAAAAGAAGCAAAUACCAAUCAUCAGAGAAUGCACGUUGGGCAACUUCUUUCUACAGUGAAAAACCAGCCUUUUCAGAGGGACGUGGGACGGCUGACACAUCUAGAAACUUGAUGAUAUAGAACUGGUCAGUGAGUCUUCGCAUGUCAUUUUCAACGCUCACAAAAGGAAGAGGGUCCCUGCAAUCUCCCGGAGAACCCAGAUCUACCAAAAGAGAGAUUCACCCGCCAAGGGAACCAGGACCAUGAGGAUUUUCUCGGUUUUACUUUGGAUUCUUUUCCCAGGCUGCUGGGCUGUGACGGGCCCCGCGACAGUGAGCGGCCCCGCGGGCGGGUCGGUGUCUGUGCGGUGCUCGUACGACCCGGGCUAUGAGGAUUAUCCGAAGUUCUGGUGUCGGGCAGGAGGUUUGUUCUGUUCCGAUGGGCUUCACAUCGUUGAGACUAAUGGGUCGGAGGCGGAGGUGACGGGGGACAGAGUCUCCAUCCGAGACAAUCGCACCCAGCGCGCGUUCACCGUGACCGUGGGGAACCUGACACCGGCAGACACCAGCACGUACCACUGCGGGGUGGGGAGGAGCGGGCUCCUUGAUCUCAGGGCCGCUGUGGAACUCACCGUCUCCCCAGAAAAGGACCUGACCGUUGCCACCUCCCCAUGGACUGAAGUAGAUGUUCUUGUCAGUGCACCAAACCUCGUCCUCUACAUCCUGAUCCCAUUCGUCCUGCUGGUUCUGCUUUUCAUUUUGUUCAUUGCUGUUAAGUUUAGAAGAGCAUCGCAGAGGAGGAGCCAAGCCCUUGAGGACACACCAGGACAAAAGGAUAAGAACGUCUCUCUCUAUAACACGAAUCUUGGGCACAAGCCUCCCUUCAGUGCAUCAGAUCCUGCUGCCACUGGCCAGAUGGCAAUUUAUAUGAACGAGCAGCACCUGCCCAGCUCAGCUGAUCCGGCAUCUGUGUAUGAAAGCAUGAUCCCGCAGAGGAGUCAGGUUUCAGGACAGAGAAAAGCAGUUUUUUCUGGCCCACAGGACUGCUCAGCCACAGAUCAGCAGGACAUCUACAUCACCAUGUGCCUAAACACACCCCUCCCCCCUUGAUGUGUCAUCAAGCAAAGUGUAGGAGAAAAGCUGCAGGCUGAAGCCCUUCCUACUCACAGGAUAUUUAGCAGCUUGUCCUUAUUUUCCUACUGUCCCAUGAAAGCUUCCGGACUGGCAUUCCCUCUGCCCUCCUUCUGCUGAGCAAUCUGCCAGUGGCAAGAUGUGGUGGGGAGGUCCCACUUCCAGCACGACUGUCUUCAGAAAUGUACUGGGGGCCAACAGCUACUGCAAAGUGCUUCUCCAUUCCUGGACAUCAGCUUGAAACUGCACAAAGUCUUGGUGGCUCUGGUUCCUGAAGGGCCGGAGGUUUUCCUCUGGCGCUCGUUGUGGCAUCUCUCUGCUCCAGCACCACAUAAUUGCUCAUAAAACUUACUUGGUUCUGGGGUCAGAACCUCAGGAUGAUGAGGCAACUCUUUGGCUGGAGGUGAUAUGGGGAGCAGGGCCUCAGAGAGGAUGUGGAAAUAACAAUGGGAAGAUGAGGCAGAAGGAAACAGCUUUGUCCUUCAUUUCCCACGUUGAGUCAUGAUGGUGGAGUGGCUGGGAGUGGGGAAUUGGCUCCUUCUCUCUAUUUUGCCCACAGGAGCUCCACUCUUCUUUAAACUCUGCCGCCCAACACCUCCAUGAUAACCCCCCUGCCUGCACAGCUCCCACCAGAUCCGCUCGGCUGCCCCAAUAUUACCAGCUCUCAUGGUUUUAGUGCAAGUCUCACAAUGUUCGCUGCUUUGUUUAAAGCUCCAACUUCUGGAUUCUUGGGAUAAUGGGAGAAUCUCAGCUUUCCUUAGAAAAGAAACAAUAUGUUUCCAGCCCACCCCACAGCAGAGAAAAAAUUGAAAAGGUGACCCAAGUGCACCCCCAUGUUUCAAAAAGUGGAAGAUUAAAAAAAGAACCCAAAAGGCAUCUUGAAAUGAA
Messenger RNA from Mauremys reevesii (Reeves's turtle), 2073 nucleotides. RefSeq names its product CMRF35-like molecule 7. NCBI's taxonomy places the organism in Eukaryota, Metazoa, Chordata, Testudines, Geoemydidae. The coding region runs from base 319 to 1164 and encodes 281 amino acids. The record is from RefSeq and is a predicted model, not a curated record. Gene Ontology annotation, cellular component: plasma membrane. The transcript is spliced from 7 exons. Gene Ontology annotation, molecular function: transmembrane signaling receptor activity.